AUGGCUGAAAGUAGUGAUAGUGUAGUGUCAAAUAACACAAAUACAACUAAUCAAAUAAAUACAGUCCAAAGUACGGAGUCUACGACAAAAACUAAACUUCAAAAUGAAAUCGAACCACCUAGUGAACCUUUUCCUCAAACACCUCAUGCCACUAGCACAGGGACAACCGGUGCCAUUUUAGAUCUCAAUUUAAACAAAACGAAAAGUGAUAAAAGUACGUGUAACGAUGAAUCACCACAAGCAGACGCCAAAAAGCAAAAUGGAACGGCAUUCCGCACAAAUAGCCUGGGUAGCAGUACAAGAAGUCCGCCGUCUGAAAGGAAAAGCAAGUUUUCGAUAGGAAAAUUACUUAGACCGUGGAAAUGGAAACGGAAAAGAAAAUCGGACAAAAUGGAAGCCGUUGCUAGAACUUUAGAAAGAAAAAUAUCAGUCCGAGCCAAUAGAGAUGAUUUAGUAAUGAAAGGAAUUCUUUUACCAGAUAGUCCAUUAUCUCCCCUAAAAUCCGAGCCAGCCGAACCAAAUCUAUCCCAAUUCCCUCCAAGCGGUACCCAGCAGAUACCAGGUGGCGGUAACGGAAACAGUAACAACACGACCGGUAACGGAGGCGGUAACCUAACACCGCAGCUAAGCCACGGCGGUGCGGCCGGUACGCCGCAACCCCAACAACCGCCUCCCUAUCCCGUCCUACCGCCACCUCCCUCGCACUUGCCGACCAUGAACCACGCCUUGCUGCAACAACAGUUGUUGCAGAAUCCCCAUUUUGCACAGGCCAGUGCCAACGCCAAUGCCACUAGUAUUAGUAAUACCGAGCCGAAAAAAGAAAAGACUGAUGGAGCGGCACAGAACGGCGCUCUUUCUCCGAAUGGAGAAACGCCCUCGCAUGUCACUCAACCUCACGGAAUGGAAAAUGUCGGUAAGCCGGAAAGGCCGAGCACGUUGGGCCACGGAAAGCUAACCAGGAGAUUGUUGUGUUAUCACAGCGAAUAUUUUACCGAUGGUCAGGCUCCCCCAGGCAGCACUCCACCGCCUCACGAAAAGCAGCUUCACAACAUCCCUCCGCCACACCUGCCCAUGGGCGUCGGAGUGCCGUCGUUCAUGCUGUCUGAACUGCCCGAACCGCCCAUUCCCGUUUCGGAAAUCGGUCCUAUUCCACCACCGCCGAUGUUCAGCUCGCCUAGCCCGGUGCCCAACAGGUUGUCACCGCCACCCAACCAUCACAAUUACGAUUAUGACGAAAACGAAGACGAUGAAGAUGAUGAUGACGUAGAAUACGACGACGAGCAGUAUUUCCGAAUGCCCCAACCAGAUCCGUCAAUCGACACGAGCCGCAUCGACGAGAUUCCAGCUAAGGAACCAAAAUUCCAUGCCAUGCCAUUAAAAUCCGCACUGAAAAAGAAAUCAAACAGCGGUCCUGGUACACCGCAAGGUACACCGACUCAAGAAAAUAGGCCUCUAACAAUGAGACAACAGGAGUACAACUCUAGUUUCAAUAGCGGUAAACCUGUAAGAUUUGGUUUACCAACCACCAUAGAAAACAAAGAAAAUGCAAGGCCGUUUAUCAUCAGAGAGGAUGAAAGUGACAGUGACUCAAAUGACGGUCCAAUCCAAUACAGGGAUGAAGAUUCGUCAUUGUCCGAAGAAAAGCAAAUGGCUAUCAAGUUGGCUAGGAAGGAAAGUUUGUCGUUAAAAUUAGCUCUUAGGCCAGAUAGACAAGAACUAAUAAACAGGAAUAUAUUGCAAAUACAAUCAGAAAAUGAGAGGCAGGAGACUAAAGAGGCAAUUGGGGCUAGGCUGAUCAGACGGUUGAGUAUGCGACCUACUCAGGAAGAACUGGAGGAAAGGAACAUAUUGAAAAAACAAAGUCCAGCUGAAGAGAAGAAACAAAAAGAAGAAAAGAAACGAUUCCUGUUGCGAAAACUAAGUUUUAGGCCAACCGUUGAAGAAUUGAAAGAAAAAAAGAUUAUCAGAUUCAAUGAUUACAUAGAAGUCACUCAGGCUCAUGACUAUGAUCGCAGGGCUGACAAGCCAUGGACGAGGUUGACUCCUAAGGACAAAGCAGCGAUCAGAAAAGAAUUGAACGAGUUUAAAAGCUCAGAAAUGUCAGUACACGAAGAUAGUCGGCAUCUGACAAGAUUCCAUAGGCCUUGA
Molecule: messenger RNA, 2148 nt
Organism: Psylliodes chrysocephalus
Lineage: Eukaryota; Metazoa; Arthropoda; Insecta; Coleoptera; Chrysomelidae
Source: the annotation of a GenBank genome assembly